AGUGCUUAGUAGCUGUAGCACGCCCGACCAGCAGCAGCACCGUCGCUGCUGAACACAGUCGCUCUCCAAGGUGCUGGAACUCAGAAGCGCUAGAUUUUCUCUUUCUUCAGCACCGCGCGUGACGACGAGGAAAGAAAAGCCCGAGCGCUUAAUCCUCUUUCACGUGACGACCUUCGGACUUAAUGAAUCGUGCUUCGUGGGUUUUGUUAGAUUGUGCUCGUGCCUGCGUGUAUGUGUGUGUGUGUGUGUGUGUACGUGUGAGUGUUUUGUCUUUUGAUCCUUAACCUCGUCAGAAGCAAGAGCCCUCGGUCCGUGAGUGAGAGGGGGAUCACGCCACAAGCACCGUGUGCAGGCGGUCGGGAACCAGGGGUCGAUCUUCGUUUUGAUUCGUGAUUUAAUCGUAAACUUUCUUUUAUUUAUAUAUAUAUAUAUGGUGUUGCCUGCGUGCCAUUCAAACUGUGGAAAUGUAAGGCAAAGACAGAGGAUUUUCCCCAGAUUUUCAGGAGAAAUUGGAAAUAUUAAGAUGAUUGGACGACCGAGAGCCCGAGGAAGACUAUAGGAUUUACUUAAAGCGCUUCUUUUCCCCCUUCUUUACCCCCACCCUCUUCCCUUUUCCUCCUAUAUUUCAUUUCGUCUAUCGUAGGACUAAUAAGAUUGCAUCCAACAUACUUUUACGCGGAGAGUACGACUUCUCUUCGACUGGAAAAGGAAACAGCCGGCUCUACAACAGGCUGCUGUUUGAAUCUCUUUUUUUUAAGGCUGGACAGACUCAAGUCAGGGGGAUUACAACAUCUUUCGACGCCAGGCAAAGAUAACCACACACACACACACACACACACACACACACACACCUACCCCUAUGGAUGAAGUAUACGGACGCCUAGGGGGAACUGUCUUGAUCUGAUCCGCACAAGGCGUUUUGGACUCUCUGGUUUCGCGAAAAAAAAAGAAAGAAAGUGGGAACAAGCAAUUCUACACGAGUCGUCUCUAUGGAGCUCAGGACGCCACCGCGGACAACAGGGGCCUAGAAUGACAGCCAUAUGCUCUUGUCGAAGCGCCAUAUAGCAAAUAUCGCGGCGAAGUAUGGGCCCCCUCUCUGCAGUCCUCUGCGUCGUGUUGCUUGCUGUGAACUCCUGCUCUGCCGCCUCGGUCAACCCAGAGGAUUAUGCCGCUGACGACGCGGAGCGGACCGCAAACGACAACAUCUUCUUCGAUGACUAUCGAGGGAAAGGAUGUGUGGACGACAGCGGCUUUGUGUACAAACUCGGGGAGCGGUUCUUCCCCGGACACUCGAACUGUCCGUGCGUGUGCACAGGGGACGGGCCCGUCUGCGACCAGCCGGAGUGUCCCAAGAUACACCCAAAGUGCACCAAAGUUGAACACAAUGGUUGCUGCCCCGAGUGCAAGGAGAUUAAGAACUUUUGUGAAUACCGCGCGAAAACGUACAAGAUCCUGGAGGAGUUUAAGCCUUCGCCCUGCGAGUGGUGCCGCUGUGAGCCAAACAAUGAGGUUCACUGUGUGGUGUCGGACUGCGCCGUGCCCGAGUGCGUCAACCCCGUGUACGAGCCGGAGCAGUGCUGCCCCAUCUGUAAAAACGGUCCAAACUGCUUUGCUGGAACCACGAUCAUCCCUGCAGGGAUCGAAGUGAAGGUGGACGACUGCACCAUCUGCCGAUGCCACAACGGGGACUGGUGGAAGCCGGCGCAGUGCUUGCGGCGGGAGUGCCUCAACGGCCAAUCGUUGUCAUAGAGACUACUCCACCAGAGACAACAGAGGCGAAGCUCGGGCGAAGGACCUACCUACUGCACCAUUUUCAAAAAAAGAGAUGAUUGACAGCAUAGGAGCACAAUUCCCCAAGCAAAAGGCUGAAACUGCUGAGCAGCCGAGAUGUGCUCUCGCAAAAAAGUUUUGCAUCCCGACAAAUCAGGCCGCUGAAAAGGAAGAUGGAACUUUGUUUCGGAGACUCUUUUCACCUGCCAAGUUAGCUGUUCUAUAUAUUUUUCAGUCCAAUUGCUGCGCUCACGCAAAAUGACUUCUAUAUAUUGUGUUCCAUGGACUCAUUCCUGACCACUGGCACUGUUGAAUUGCCGAGUUGAUUCAUUCUUUGUGUAUGCCAUCUGCCUGUUGUAGCCGUCACAAAUCACAGGCGUUGUAAAAAAGAAAAAAAGAAAUUCUGAUGGCAGGAAGCAGACAGGAAGCACAGCGUGUAUGACACUUUUUUGACACUGAUGAGAGAUCUGCAAAGCUGCACCCACAAUUCACAGCUUUGCUUGAGGAUCUUGUUUACAAUGUGCACCCCAUAUACACAAGCAAACUGUUUUCCUAAUAUGACAUGUGUUGUUUUUUUUCAGUUCUGGCAGGAUCUCUCCCACCCACUCCCAAGAAAGCACUGUCAGUUUGCUGUAAGGCUAUCAAACUGAUAUCUAGCAAUGAUAGUGUGGUUUCCAGCACAGACGCAGUGUAACUACAGUGUGGACACUGCAACUCAGUGGAAUUUUGUCAAGCUGACACGGACAGAUGUAGCAGACGUUGGGUUUACCCGGUGUAAUGAUGUAACUAUUAAAAAGAGGAAGAGCAUAAAUUCAACCCACACACAAGGUCAAGCCUUUUUUAUUUUUUUCAAUUCCCUCGAAACCUAUACGUACAGUAUUAUUUCUACCGUUACAAUUCCCCAGACUAUACCGACUUCAACUCUGGUGAAGGAGACAGCCUCUGUUUUUUUUGAAAGGUUUCAAUGCAGAACCAAAAACGAAAUACUGUACGUGAAUUUACAAGCGCACAAUUCAACAACCACCCAGGUACCCACACACCAAACCCUCGCCCAUCAACCCUGCUUUUUUCAAAGCAUUGAUGCCAGGCCCAUGAAUAGAUAGUCACCACGAGCAGCUGGUCGCCCCUUCUGCGACAGAUUGGCCAACAGAUUCCCUCUUGUGUUGUCAACUCCUCCUCAUCCUCCUCCUCCUCUCCACCUCCAUCACAUCUGCACAGAGCAGAAGGUUCAGCCGGGGUCCGUGGCCCACACUGGGGGCCAAGAGGGGAUGAGCGUUUGGGCCUUGAUAGAUGGGCGACUUGAGUAAAAGGCCUCAAACUGUAGACCAGACAGCUCAGUCUCUUUUUCUUUUUUUCUCUCAGCCAUGGAAGUCUUAACUUGAGAAAAGAUGAUUUCAAGUAAGUUCAUGCCAUUCAUCAGGGAAACAUUUUUGUCCAUUUCCAGAAAUUCUUUUCCCAUUAACCUUUUAGACCCGGCUGCUGGCUCAUGAUGGAUGGUCUCGUUAACAGCGGCUCCAAGCCGGCCGUAAUGAGACAGCCAUGGACAUGGGAUGCAGACCCCUGACUCAAGAAUAGACGGAAUAAUACAUUUGCUUGAAAACGAUCUGCAUUCUACACACCUGCAGCUUUGCCAUGUGCAGACAAAGCUUGUGCAGACGCUGACACAUUAAGAUAUGCUACUUUCAGAUGAGGGAUGGAAGUGUGGGUCAUUUCCAUCAUUAACGUCAGAUGAUUAGGUUGACUCACCUCUGAUGACUGAUCCCAUCUGGCCAAGGUACCAUAAUGUAUGCAGACUGACACGACACAAAGCUAACCCUUGUGUCGAUCAUUUUAUUUACAGUGACUGGCAUCAAAAACAUGUUGGAGCCCAUACCCUGUGUGUCUUAUUCAUAUGAUUAACAUUGGAUGGUAUGGAAUAAACGUGAAUAAGAUUGAGAAAGACAGAGGGAAGUUCAAAUGAGUUCCGGAUAAGGAGACUCAAAGGAGUUGCCGCCACCAAAGAUGCCUUCUUGCUACCGUUCUACACGAGAUCUUUGUACAAACAAAAACAGACAAAACCCCCUCUCUUUUCUUAGUGUGAGUAAGUGCACUGUACUGUCUGCAACAAUGCAUCACCAGGAGCUAGCUAGCCUGUCACCGCUUUGAACAGCAAACCCCAGCAGGAGCCGUUACAGGGUGUUAUAUUCUUAGCCCUUUGACUAAAGUAAAAGUGUUCAAUGAUUAUCUUCUUAAAAAAAAUUCCAACAGAUACAGCAAGGUCAAAAGGUUUGCACUUUUUAGAAGUCUAGCGAUUAGAAUUGCAGUCUCCUUCUGUGGUUUUAGUGACAGGGACACCGGAGAAGCAGUGCAUUUUUUAACAUUUCUGGUGUGAUUAGUGUCAAGGCAAGCCAUUAUCAGUACUCCGUUCCGGUGUGCACAUCCCCACAACAAAGUGGAGAGGUCGGAAGUAAAAAGAGUAAAAGCUAAAUAAAUAUUUCCAGACUUCAAAACCCUUCAUACGAACAGGAAAGUAUAGUUGUAUAUUUAUGACAGAUAUUUCCACUGACAAAGAUCAAAUCUCCCCUCAUGCUUGACUCAACACAGAGCCGACGGUACAAAGGUUGAUUUCCCUCGGUAUAGGAAAGAACGCGUUGGGAGAUCGGGCUAGUGUCGCAAAGCGUUUCCUUUCACUUGCUGUUCCCAAAGUAUAAGCAACCAUGAGGCCUGUGGCUAAGAAAUAAAUAGGAGUAGCAGAGAAAAGGUUAAGAGUUUACCUUUUUUCCUUGAAAGGUACACAAAGCUGCAGAGUUUCAGGGAAAGAACCAUGCCUUUUUUUCUUUUCUUUUUUCUCAUUUCCUGGCAAAUAUCAAAUCUUUGAGUUUCUCUGAAUGUCUCGGAAAUGGAAAUGAUCUGCUCCUAAUUUCAUACACAGGCUUGUACAUGGGCAUUUUGUAAAGGUGUUCCAUACUCUCUUUUCAAGUGACACCAACUUACUGUAGUUUGAAACUAUAUGAACUACAUGAUAAAAAAAAUGAAAAACCGAAAAAAAUACUGUUAUUUAACAUGUGCCUGAAAACCAGAUUGAGAGUACUAUGUUAAAUAAGGAGAAAGAAUCACUGUUAUUAUAUAUUACAAUCAAUCAGUUGUAUUUAUUUAUAUUUUGGACACCUUGGGUCUGUUGCUCAUACUACCAUUUUGUGUAAAUGCAGAACUUUAUAUUCAUAAAUAAGCAAGGGUUUGGCUGUUAAAACACACAUACAAAUACACACGCACAUAUGCCCGCACCCUCCCACAUAAAAAGCUGGGGUUAAUCAAUAGUUCAAAGAAAAAAUAUGGAAAUUAUAAAUUGUAAUGGUUCACCAAACCUAAGCGUGCCAUAUGUUGUGUAUAUGUAAAUAUAUCCAAAUGUAUCAUGUGUAUUAUGAAUUCUGAGGUGGAAAGAAAACUGUGUAUUAUUUAUGGAGACAAACACUAUUUUGUUAAAUAGAAUUGAAAAGAAGUGUUAUUCAG
Molecule: messenger RNA, 5259 nt
Organism: Gadus morhua (Atlantic cod)
Lineage: Eukaryota; Metazoa; Chordata; Actinopteri; Gadiformes; Gadidae
Gene: vwc2l
Product: von Willebrand factor C domain containing 2 like
Exons: 4
Coding region: 1084-1749 (221 amino acids)
Biological process (GO): negative regulation of BMP signaling pathway
Cellular component (GO): AMPA glutamate receptor complex
Molecular function (GO): protein binding
Source: RefSeq, a predicted model, not a curated record